AUGCUUAAUCAUCCACUCUCUCCUCCAUUACAAUGCUAAUCCGCUUAAAAUGCUUUAGCUGUUCUACCACCUUCUGCUAAUAUUUCAGCAAAAUAGAAAAUUCAUGUUUCAAAUUUGCCUCUUAAUAUUACUGCUCAGCAUUUGUAAUAAGCAUUUUAAUCUUAUGGAAAUAUAAUAGAUAUUCGUAUAAUUAGGAAAACUCCAAAUGGUAAUGAAUUGAUGUUAUUAUAGGACUUCCAUUAAAUUUAUCAUGUUAUGCAUUUAUUGCAUUUGCCGAUAACGAAUCAGCUGAAAAAGCAAUUUAAGAUGGCGGUUUAGGUGAAUGGAGUAUUAAACCUUAAAUUGAUAAAUAAAUGGUUGUUAAACAAAGGUCUCGAUCAAGAUCAAGAUCAUAAGAAAAACAUAGAUAAGUGCUUAAAAGUGGUCCUAUUAUUCCAUUAGAACAAUCUCCAAAAAUAUAAAUUCAGCUAUAUGUUAGAGAAUUAUUUGUGAAUGGAAUAUCAAAGAACUAUGAUGAACCGCGAAUAAGAUAGGUAAUACAAUGUGAAAAUUAUAGAUAUUUUCUUAAUUUGGUUCUAUAGAGAGGAUUGAUCUGUAUCCGAAUAAGCAUAAUAUAUUUAACAGUUAUAUAAAAUUUUUUACUGUAUAAACGUUUUUUUAUUUGAAUUUAGAUAGAAUAAGCUAUUUAUGCUUUUUAAAAUAUGGAUAGUAUUUAGUAAUAGUUUUCUACUCAAAUAAAAAUAUAUUUUUCUGAUCCUAUCAAAAGACAUAAUAUCGUUGGAAAUAAGUAAACACAAUUUUAUAGCAUUUUUUUAGUUUAUAAUAUGAAUCAUAAUCUAAACUUUCGUCAGUAUUAUUUAUAUUUUUUCCUCCUAAUUCAAAUAAAAAAGUCGAUCAUGCAUUUUUAUUAGAAGUAAUGUUUACAAAAUCAUAUUAUAAAAGAUUUGUUAAAAUAAUAAAUGUCGUCCUCUCCUUUGGAAUUAUUAUCAAUAAGAUUCUAAUUAUAAAUCUUACACUCUCCUUUAAUUUAAAGAUAUUCACUAAGCUAUUCAAAUGAGAACUUACUUUUAAUCUAAUGCUGCAGAUAUUCUAGGAGAUCCAAAAUGUGAAGUUGGUAUAGUCUCUAUUCCAACACCUCAAUAAUAUUAACCUCAACUACCUGUAAUGAUACAAUAAUAGUAAUUUACAAAUAAUAUGUUGAUGUCUCAACAAAUUCCCCCUUAAAAAUAUUAGAUACCCUAUUAAAUGCCAGCUUAUCAAUAAUUAUAAUAACAACCAAUCAUUUACUAAUAAAUGCAUCAUCAUCAUAAUAAUUAUAUAUAAAAUAAUGAUUAAAAGAUGUAAUAAUAAUAAUUACCUGAUCCAACCAAAUUCUUAUUCCAUUAGACUUAAACUUCAAAUGAACCAAUAAAUAAACCCUAUAACUCUUAAUAAUAGUUGAGUUAAUAAAUAGAGAAUUAAGAAAUUCUAAAUGGAUUUUAAAAUUUUUCUUAAAUUUAAUAAAGAUAAGACCUUAAUGAUUUUUGGAGUGGUUUUAUGUAUAGGAGUAAAAGUCAUAGAGUAGGAGUAGAUGCCUUUUGUAUAGAAUCAGAUGUAAUAUUUAUUAAAUAUUAAGUAGCCUCCUAUACAAAUGAGUCCAUAAAUAUAAGUCAAUUAUAAGGGGAAUUUCUCAGAUGCUAAAAAAUGUGCUAAUGAUUCAUUUAAAUUCAUAUUAUGUCCUUCUGAUUCAACAUAGGUAAUCUGAAUAAUUUAUAUAAAUAGAAUAGUGCUUUCUAAGAAUAUAUUGAUUACUUUCUUGAAAAAAAGAAGAUAGGAGUGGCUUAAUUAGGAAAUGGUAUUUUAUAUUUGUUACCACCAUGUGAAAUUACUAAUUCUAUUAUGGUAAUAUCUGGAUUGGAAUUGUUAGCAAUAUUUUCUGAAGAAAAAAAGAAAUCCUUAAAUUAUACCUUAGAUUAUCAAUGA
Molecule: messenger RNA, 1962 nt
Organism: Paramecium pentaurelia
Lineage: Eukaryota; Ciliophora; Oligohymenophorea; Peniculida; Parameciidae
Source: the annotation of a GenBank genome assembly